Messenger RNA from Musa acuminata subsp. malaccensis (wild Malaysian banana), 2818 nucleotides. Its product is annotated as calmodulin-binding transcription activator 2. The record is from RefSeq and is a predicted model, not a curated record. Gene Ontology annotation, molecular function: double-stranded DNA binding; transcription coregulator activity. Gene Ontology annotation, cellular component: nucleus. Lineage: Eukaryota; Viridiplantae; Streptophyta; Magnoliopsida; Zingiberales; Musaceae. Gene Ontology annotation, biological process: regulation of transcription by RNA polymerase II.
ACCGUCGUUAAUGGUCGUCUCCUUCUAAUAUUUUCAUCCUCGUCCCAUUUCCAACUCGGCGGCUCGACUCGCCCCAUCUCUUCUCUCCCUCUUCUUCCUCGAACGUUCGCUCUUUUGUCUCUACCAAUCUCCUCUUUCCCCUUAAACAAUCAUAUAUUUCGAUUGAUUACGAACCCUAGCCCGAGAUCUUCCAGGAAGAUUCCUUCGAUCGGUUCCCGCUAUUUAGGUUGGAAAUCGGACGGGAAUCGUUCGUGCUUUGGUACUUCCGUUUUUGGAACUUGUCGAUCGGUUCUGAUGAGGAUCUAGGGUUUUGAAGAACGAGUCCGGCUUCAGUGAAGUGAAUUGUUGCGUUGGGGGUGAUCGAUGGCGGGCGCCGGGCGGAGUGGAUCGAUUCCUCCGUUAGAUAUUGAGCAGAUACUUGUGGAAGCACAAGAUCGAUGGUUACGUCCUGCCGAAAUUUGUGAAAUACUUCAAAACCACAGAAAAUUUCAUAUUGCACCAGAGCCACCAAAUAGACCUCCCAGUGGUUCUUUGUUUCUCUUCGAUCGAAAGGUGUUAAGGUACUUUAGGAAGGAUGGUCAUAACUGGAGAAAGAAAAAGGAUGGGAAGACUGUGAAAGAAGCUCAUGAAAGGCUAAAAGUUGGAAGUGUGGAUAUGCUCCAUUGUUACUAUGCUCAUGGUGAGGAGAACGAAAAAUUUCAAAGACGGAGUUAUUGGAUGUUGGAUGAGGAGCUCAUGCACAUUGUUCUUGUACAUUAUCGUGAAGUCAAGGAUAAACCAAGUCUCAGCUAUACUAAAGAUGUUGAAGAAGUUGUGCAAGUCACCCAAAUGGAUAAUCUUUUCACUUCUAAUUCUGCCACUAGUCAGGGUCAACCACCUUCACAAACCAUGGAUACUGAUAGCCCCAGUAGUGCACACACUUCAGAGUAUGAAGAUGCUGAAUCAGCAUACAUGAAGCGAAAUUUGAUGCAGCAGAUAUUUAUCAAACAAGUUCCCGAUACCACCCUGUCGCUGAGAUGUGGCAGCAUGAUGAUUGAUGACUGAUGGCUGUUCAACUCUUUGGCCCUUAUGUAACCAUUCCUUCUGUAGAUAGCCUAUUUGAUUUCCCUGGAAUUCAAGCUGCUGAAAAUAAUUCGAGUGCUCAAGAGGAUACAACUUAAUUUCUAGAUGUAGCAGACCUUGGAUUUAGCAGGUCCAGAAAUUUGUUUGAUCUAACAUCCUGGGAUGAAAUCCUGAAACAAUGUGCAAAAGGCUUCCAGAUGAUCUUUAAUACUUGGGGAUCACAGGUUGCCACCAUGGACGACAAUCUAAGACUUCAAUCUUUGAUACUUGGGUCCUAUAUGCAGAUGAUCUCAGCACCAUGGAUAACGUCACCCGUUCACAGGAAAAGUACUUUGCAGCACUAUCGCGUCUAUGUGGCAGGUUUCAAUUGCUGGGAUAUUUUAUAUUAGCAGAGCUUCUAGCUGAUGGAACUUUUCAGUGUCAAUCUCCUCCACAUAAAUCUGGAAGGGUUCCAUUAUCUGACACCUGUUCCAAUAGGUUUUCUUGUAGUGAAUUGUGAGAAUUUAAAUUCGGACAAGUGACUCUCACUCUGAUGAAGAUUUCCAAAUUCUAUAGUUGCAGUGCAAAUGUAAUGCUUCUUUCUGUGUGGAUAGACAAGUUACUAUUUUGGGAACCACUUGACUACCAAAAUCUAGGAACCAAAACCUUACAGAGAAAACUUAUUAGGCAGUAAAAUUUAUUAUUAUCACCAUGGAAGCUGAUUGUGAAACUUCUACUCUGCUCAAGGAAAUCAAUGAGGACUUUUCCCCUCAUACAGAAAACAGUCAUUUGAAUUAUUUCAUGAGUUGGCUUCUUUAGAAACUAGCCGUUGGUAUCCUCGGCAUCUUAUUAGAUGAGAAUGGACAGGAUGUGUUCAUCUAGUGGUAGCUCUGGAUUAUAAUUGGACUAUAAAACUAAUUGUAGCCACAAGUGUCGAUGUUAAUUUCACAGAUAUGCAUGGAUGGACAGUCCAUCACUUGGCAGUAUUUUGUUGCCGUAGGAAUGUGGAGAAAACUAUAUUGUUGUGGAGGCAAAAGCUGCAUACAUUGCAUGGUUUUCGAGCAGAGGCACCAUCAGAGAGACAGACCAUGCAAAGGCCCAUAAGGAUGACUAUGGAAGAAAACAAUCUUAAGCUGGCUGCAGACAGCCCUCGCAAGGGUCAAGUCCAUGGAUCAAUACCCAGAAGCUAGAGAUAAGCAGCAAGUACUUGUACCUGUUGUCAGAGAACUUGAGGUGCCUAAGGCAAUGCAGGAAAGCAUCAUGAAUGUGUUGUUGGAGGCUAGAGAUGGUGAUUUUAUGGUUGAACAAGAAGUCUUCUGUGAAACAACUUACACCUAGUCCUGGAGAAGGUUGAUUUUCUUGUUUUAAAGCAUCGCCUUCACUGAUUUUCGAUUGCACCUUUCCAUCUAGUGUGACACCUAUGGGCAUUUUGCUUAUAUGAUGCAUGUGCAUUCCAAUCCAAUCUUGAGAGGAGGUAAUACCAGAUUAUCCUCUUGGCUGUAGCUGGUAGCCUGCCAUUCACUAACCAGGACUUGUUUGAAUUGAAACCAUUUCUAUUCCAUUAUUAGUGCCUUAUGUUAGCUGAUUCAGUUGCCAGUACAAAUAAUUGAUGCCCUGGUAAUGUUGUCUUGUAACAAUUUUGCUAUGUUCCGAAUGUAGGAUUGCUAAAAGAAGUUGAGAAGUGCAUUCACUUCUUAUUUUUCUUUCUUUCAUUAUUUCUUUCUAACUUUUUUUUUAAACCGUGAACAAUUUUAAUGAGAAUCAUGUGUUUUCGUGA